Messenger RNA from Metopolophium dirhodum (rose-grain aphid), 2377 nucleotides. RefSeq names its product cyclin-dependent kinase 2-like. Bases 718 to 1764 code for a protein of 348 amino acids. Gene Ontology annotation, cellular component: nucleus. The transcript has 5 exons. NCBI's taxonomy places the organism in Eukaryota, Metazoa, Arthropoda, Insecta, Hemiptera, Aphididae. Gene Ontology annotation, biological process: protein phosphorylation. The record is from RefSeq and is a predicted model, not a curated record. Gene Ontology annotation, molecular function: ATP binding; cyclin-dependent protein serine/threonine kinase activity.
CAUAAACGAUUCCGGUCUGUGUACAUAAUGUUAUAUGUAAGUAACCACUUCAAAUUUAAAGGGAAAUCAAACCAGUGACAGAAACAAGAUAAACAAAAUAAAUAAAUAUCUCUAUUAAUUUAUUAUAUUAUUUUUAUGUCAUAUCCGCGAGUUUUAAUAAUAUUCUAUACGAGACUCGCGUACGGCGGGAUAUUUCACCCGGUAUUUCGUUCCGAUCCGUCUGGUAGCUCUGGGCCGUCUCGGUGCAUGUGCGAAUGUGAAAACGGCGGGAAAAUCUGACUUUAUCAUCGGGCAUUUGUUUACAAUGUUUACAUUAACUAUUUUUUUUCUUCGUUCGAGUCUUACGUCGUUGCUCGUCGACUGUUAUACCGCACCAUCUCCACCGCGAAUUUGACCGGACGCAAUUUUUUACCACCGUUGUUGUUUCUCCGCAAUUCGUAUUCUUUUCUCUGCGUUUCGUGACGCCCACAGUACGUACGACGUUUGUCGACCGACUAACCGAUUUUUGGACGACGUCAUCCAGUGCGCUGCAAGUACCAGAUUUUCGGUACUUCCUGUGCCUAUCCCCAUAUACGGCGGCCAACGAGACAUGCAGGUAUAUGAUGUUUUGUGCACGAUAUAGAAAUAAUUUAUUAUUCUUAUAUAAUAUUUAUAUAUUUUAUACAUGACAUUAAAUGUAAUAUAUUAAAAUAAAUACCUAUCCAUUUGCCUACCUUUAUGUAUGGUUGUGUGUGUGUGUGUGUGUGUCUGAGCGCGCGCGCGCGUGUGUCACUUCUUGUGAAAUUUUUUUUGCAGAGCGCCGUGAAGAGUAGACAGUUUGUGAAAGAAGGUCCAACGAAAAAUGUCAGCAUCAACGUCAACUAUGACAAGCUGGAGCAGAUUGGCGAAGGGACGUAUGGAGUCGUGUACAAAGCGUUAGACAAGCAGACCGGCAAGUUUGUUGCCCUGAAAAAAGUCAGGAUGGAAUCAAGUGCAGAAGGUGUACCUUCGACAGCCAUGAGAGAGAUUUCAUUGUUGAAGGAAAUAAACCAUGAAAAUGUCGUUAAACUCUAUGAUGUCAUUAUGUCUGACAAGAAAUUGUUUUUAGUAUUUGAAUUUAUGGACUAUGAUUUAAAAAAAGUAUUAGAAUUGCGCAGAAAAGAAUUUGGAUUCGGAUUACCUGAACCUCAAAUUAAGAGUUACUUAUACCAAAUACUAAAUGCAUUAGCGUAUUGUCAUAUUCAUCGCAUAAUUCAUCGAGAUCUGAAGCCACAAAACCUUUUAGUAAAUACUGCAGGUGGUAUAAUAAAAUUGGCAGACUUUGGAUUAGCUAGAGCAUUUUCAUUUCCCCUCCGUAACUAUACACAUGAAGUUAUUACUUUAUGGUAUAGAGCUCCUGAAAUAUUGUUAGGAGCUAAAGUAUACACCAUGGCUGUAGAUCUCUGGAGCCUUGGGUGUAUAUUCACAGAAAUGAUGACUUUAAGGCCAUUGUUUCCGGGCGAUUCAGAAAUUGACCAGUUAUUUAGAAUCUUUCGGACUCUUGGAACUCCAACAGAUGUCACAUGGCCUGGAGUAGAUCAAUUACCAGAUUUUAAACCAUUAUUCCCACUAUGGGAAGCACGCCUUAUUGAAGAUUUCUUACCUGAACUCUCUGAUAAAAAUCAACAAAAUGUGUUUUAUGCAAUGUGUACCUACAAUCCGGCAAACAGAAUGUCGGCUGAAAAAAUAUUGGAAAUGGAUUAUUUUCAUAGUUUAAGACUGGCAUCUCUACCGGAAACACCUUAAAUAAUAUCGAUAAUUUUUAACUUUUUUUAGUGAGUUAUGAAUAUCUGGUUUAUUUUGGAGUGUUGAGUACAUUCUAGUUAUACCAAAUUAAAUUUUAAAUUUUAAAGUGUAAAUAGUUAGUGAAAUACUACCAUUGACCAAAAGUUAAAAUUUAAGUUAAUAUUAUGACUUGCUUUGGGCCAAAAACAUAUAUAAAAAAUAAUCGACACGAGUUCAAACCUGUAACAAGAUUAAUGUAUUCAUUUUUUUUUCCUUUUUGUUGAAAAUUUUAUUUUAUUAUGUACUUUAUUUUGUUUUGAUUUUUUUCCCCUUAUUAAUUUUUGUAUAGUUAAAUAUGCAAUUUAUCCCAUAAUUACUCUUGUACUUACUGUAUUAUAUUUUGAUUUUGUAUCAGUAUUUGAAUUAAGCCAUUUAUUAAUUAUUAUUAUUCUUAUUAUCAUCACACAAAUGUGCAUAUUGUACCAUAUAUCUAAAACAUUAAAUUCCAACAUCUCAACUAUGCUGCUAAUAUCAGGAACUGUAAAUGUAGUAACCUCAUGCCACAUCUGGAAUGUUUUUAUGAAAACGUUCUGCACAAUAGAUGAAAAAAUACAUAGUUCUUUAUAAAUUUUGA